AUGACGCUCCGAAGUGGGAUUCUGUGCCGAGACACCCCAACACCAACACCUCUACAACAUUACAUAUUCUCAAAAUCUUUAGAAUCAGAAGUGGUGGUGGAGGUGGUGGCGGCGCACAACCUGAUGCCGAAGGACGGGGAGGGUUCGUCGUCGCCGUUUGUGGAGGUUGAGUUUGAGAACCAGAGGCAAAGGACUCAAGUUAAGUACCGGGACCUGAACCCCGUGUGGAACGAGAAGCUGGUGUUCCACGUGAACGACGUCGCGGACCUGCCUUACCGCACCAUAGAAGUGAACGUUUUCAACGAGUCGAGCAUAGCGAGAGGAGGCGAGGAAGUGCCGCAGCUUUACACGCUGGACAAAAGGAGCCUCUUUUCGCAUGUGAGAGGUGAGUUGAGUUUGAAGCUUUAUUUAUCUACAAAGGAAGAGGUAAAACAGGUUAUUAAUGGCGGUGGUGAAGGCGGAGGAGUGGUGAAUUCCGGUGGUGGUGUUGUUUCCAAGAAAAACAAGAAAAUGCAGCAGCAAGGUGGGAACUUGGUGGUGCCCAAGCAAAUGGGGUUGGGGAUGGUGCAAGAGAAUAAUAAAAUGGGAAUGGGUUUGCAGAACCAGGCUCAUUUAAAGCCUGUGGAGCCUGGCCCUGGAGAUAUUAAGCCUGUUGUUAUUACUACUGUUCCAGGGCCGGUUAUUCCGGCCGGAGGCGCCGGCGCCGGCACUGUGGGUCUCCAUGGUGGUGGUCAUGUUCGUGGUGGGGUUUCAAAUGACUAUGCUUUGAAGGAAACAAGUCCACACCUUGGUGGUCUAAACAAGGAUAAAACAAGCUCCACUUAUGAUCUUGUGGAGCAAAUGCAGUAUUUGUAUGUGAGAGUUGUGAAAGCCAGAGAGAUUUCAGUGUUUGGUGGUGGUGAGUUGGUUGCAGAGGUGAAGCUUGGGAACUACAAAGGGAUCACAAAGAGGGUUUCUUUGGGGAAUAUGGCUGAGUGGGAUCAAGUUUUUGCCUUCUCCAAAGAUUGCAUACAGUCAUCUGUGGUGGAAAUUUUUGUCAAGGAGGGCAAUAAAGAUGAAUUCUUGGGGCGUGUUUGGUUUGAUUUGAAUGAGGUGCCUAAAAGGGUUCCGCCGGAUAGUCAGUUGGCUCCCCAAUGGCAUAGAAUGGAGGACAAGAAAGGUGAAAGGGCUAAAUGUGGGGAGGUGAUGGUUGCCAUAUGGUUUGGGACUCAGGCUGAUGAGGCCUUUGCUGAGGCUUGGCAUUCGAAGGCAGCGAAUGUGCAUUUGGAUGGUUUGUGUUCUAUUAAGUCGAAGGUUUAUUUGUCUCCCAAGCUUUGGUAUUUGAGGGUUGGUGUCCUUGAAGCACAAGAUAUAGUAUUGGGAGACAAAGGGGCUUCUAUGAACAUGAUGAGGUAUCCGGAGCUUUUUGCGAAAGUUCAAGUGGGCAACCAGGUUUUAAGGACUCGAAUUGCUUCGCCUACUGGAAGUAGGAGUCUCUCGAAUCCUUGUUGGAAUGAGGACUUGAUGUUUGUGGUUGCCGAGCCUUUUGAGGACUAUUUGAUGAUCUCUGUCGAGGAUCGUUUGGCUCCAAACAGAGAGGAGGUUGUUGGGAGGGUGAUUCUACCAAUUGUGAACAUUGAAAGGCGAUUUGAUGACAAGUUGGUGGUUUCUAGGUGGUUCAAUCUUGAAACUCACUUCAGCAGCCAGAAUGACCCGAAAGCUGUUGUUAGAUUUGCCUCUCGAAUUCACCUUCGUGCCUCACUCGAGGGAGGUUACCAUGUGCUUGAUGAGGCCACAAUGUAUAGCAGUGAUGUCCGACCCACUGCAAAGCAGCUCUGGAAGCCCCACAUUGGUGUUCUUGAAGUUGGCAUUUUGGGGGCCACCAAUCUUAUGCCUAUGAAGAUCAAAGAAGGCAAAGGUGGCUCCACAGACGCCUAUUGUGUUGCUAAGUAUGGGCAGAAGUGGGUUCGAACUCGGACUGUGGUUGACAGCUUGGCUCCAAAAUGGAAUGAGCAGUAUACUUGGGAAGUAUUUGAUCCUUGCACGGUCAUCUCCAUUGGGCUGUUUGACAACUCCCGGGUUGACAAGAAUAUGGUGGCUGGAAAUGGUAACCGGGAUACUCGGAUCGGGAAGGUUAGAAUCCGCCUAUCAACCCUUGAAACUGAUAGAGUAUACACUCAUGCUUAUCCAUUGCUAAUGUUGCAUCCUUCUGGUGUUAAGAAAAUGGGAGAACUUCAUUUGGCGGUUCGGUUUUCAUGUGCUAAUAUGUUUAACGUGCUUCAUAUGUACACCAUGCCCCUGCUGCCAAAGAUGCAUUAUGUGCAGCCACUGUCUGUGAGUCAACUGGACAGUUUAAGGUACCAGGCCAUGAACGUCGUUGCCUCGAGGCUCAGUCGAGCCGAGCCCCCAUUGGGAAGAGAAGUAGUCGAGUACAUGCUGGAUCAUGACUCACAUAUGUGGAGCAUGAGAAAGAGCAAAGCAAAUUUCCUUAGACUCACAAAUGUGUUGUCCUGGUUUGUUGCUAUGAGCAGGUUGCUGGAGGCUAUAAGAACCUGGCACAGACCUGUAUACUCAACGUUUUUCCUGACCACCUUCAUGGUACUUGUCUUAGUCCCCGAGCUCAUAAUUCCUUGCAUAUUGCUCACGUUGGCUGCAACGGGGCUCUGGCGAUAUAGAUCCCGGCCGCGCCACCCGCCCCAUAUGGACACUCGACUCUCCUAUGCAGAGAACGUGCAUCCCGACGAAUUGGAUGAGGAGUUUGACUCGUUCCCCACAAGUCGAAGUGCGGAGAUUAUCCACAUGAGAUAUGAUCGGCUCCGGAGCGUGGCUGGAAGGAUCCAAACAGUGGUCGGUGACAUGGCUACUCAAGGCGAGAGAUUCCAAGCGUUGUUGAGUUGGCGCGACCCUAGAGCGACGUUCCUGUUCGUGAUACUCUGCUUGUUGGCUGCUUUUGGGUUCUACCUAGUGCCGAUCAGAUGGGUGGUGGCGCUUUGGGGUCUGUAUUAUCUGAGGCCUCCCAAGUUCAGGAACAGGCUGCCUUCAAGUGCUGUUAGCUUCUUCAAGAGGCUGCCCACAAAUGCUGAUAGCAUGUUGUGAAAUGCAGUGUUGUCUGUAUUUCACAUGUUAGUGAUUAGAAGUUGCACAGUAGGAAAGCAGCAGUUUACUUUACUUAGAGUUGGGAAAAGGAAAUGUUGGUAGUGGCAGUCUUUUGUUGUAUUUUGUCUAAGGUUGUGUGUUGUAGGAAGAUCUUUUUGUUUUAAGCUGUGUAAUGUGUAAUGGUUGGUUGAUAGCUCUGCUGUGCAUUUACUGUUUGGAGUAAUGAAUUAAUUGGAUGUGAUCAGUUGUACUUGGUCGCCUAUUCAAUUCAA
Sesamum indicum (sesame) is the source of this 3347-nucleotide messenger RNA. NCBI's taxonomy places the organism in Eukaryota, Viridiplantae, Streptophyta, Magnoliopsida, Lamiales, Pedaliaceae. The record is from RefSeq and is a predicted model, not a curated record.